AUGGAGUUCGCCGCCUUUGCAGAACAAAUCCGCUCCGGCCGCCCGGCCAAGUUCCCCGCAAAUGCAAAGACUACCGAGUACGCCCAGCAACUCGACGCCCAGGACAAGUUGAGCCACCUCCGUGACGAGUUCAUCAUCCCGACGAAGGGUUCUCUCAAGAAGAAGGCGUUGAACGGUGUUCUUCCCAACAAGCAAGCCGUCAACGGCCACGUCAAUGGAGCCAACGGCGCUCACUCAUCAGAGCAAGAUGAGACUCCCUCAGUGUACUUCUGCGGAAACUCAUUGGGUGUCCCGCCAAAGGCUGUGAAGGAGUACAUCAACGCCCAGUUCGAGACAUGGGCUUCAAUCGGUGUCAACGGCCACUUCGGCGGUCUUGGUAACUCUCCGCUGGUCUGCUGGCAGGACAUGGCCGAGGACGUCGCAAAGAAGAGCGCACCUAUCGUCGGUGCCUUGCCCGAAGAGGUUGUCAUGAUGAACACUUUGACUGCCAACCUGCACUUCCUGAUGGCAAGCUUCUACCGCCCGACAGAGAAGAAGCACAAGAUCAUUCUGGAAUGGAGGCCGUUCCCCAGUGACCACUACGCAAUUGAGUCUCAAAUCCAAUGGCACGGACUGGACCCCGCCAAGUCUAUGGUGCAAAUUCAACCGGACGAGAACUUCUACAUCUCAACCGACUCGAUUCUGAAGACGAUUGACGAGCACGCGGAGGAGACGGCCCUGAUUCUGCUGCCAGGUAUCCAAUACUACAGCGGUCAACUCUUCGAUAUCCCUCGCAUCACCGAAUACGCUCAGUCCAAGGGACUCGUCGUUGGCUGGGAUCUCGCCCACGCGGCUGGUAACGUCGAGCUGCAGCUGCACGACUGGAACGUCGACUUCGCGGCCUGGUGCACAUACAAGUACCAGAACGCCGGACCCGGCGCCAUGGCCGGCGCCUUCGUCCACGAGAGACACGGAAAGGUCGACACGAGCGAGGGCAAGCCCAAGUUCCGCCACAGGCUCACGGGCUGGUACGGAGGCGACAAGUCCGUGAGAUUCAACAUGGACAACAACUUCCUGCCCACCGUCGGCGCCGGCGGUUUCCAGGUUUCGAACCCCUCGGCCCUCGACCUCGCCGCGCUGUCUGGAGCGCUUUCGGUGUUCGAGAAGACGUCGAUGAAGGACUUGAGGACAAAGUCCCUCGUUCUCACGGCGUAUGCUGAGCAUCUUCUUGAUGGUAUUCUGGCGGAUAAUGCUGGAAGCGAACCGCCCUUCAGGGUACUCACACCAAGGAACGCCCACGAGCGUGGUGCUCAACUCAGUGUUUUGUUGAAGGAUGGAUUGUUGGACCGCGUGGUAGACUCGUUCGCCGAAGAGGGUGUUGUGUGCGACAAGAGGAAGCCGGGAGUCAUCCGUGUCGCGCCGGUCCCCCUGUACUGCACAUUCCAAGACGUGUGGAGGUUUAUGGAUGCUCUGAGGAAAGCUAUCGCAUAA
Colletotrichum karsti is the source of this 1470-nucleotide messenger RNA. Its product is annotated as l-kynurenine hydrolase 2. The transcript is spliced from 3 exons. The record is from RefSeq and is a predicted model, not a curated record. Gene Ontology annotation, cellular component: cytoplasm. Gene Ontology annotation, molecular function: pyridoxal phosphate binding; kynureninase activity. Gene Ontology annotation, biological process: NAD+ biosynthetic process. The coding region runs from base 1 to 1470 and encodes 489 amino acids. NCBI's taxonomy places the organism in Eukaryota, Fungi, Ascomycota, Sordariomycetes, Glomerellales, Glomerellaceae.